CGUCACCGUCUCUCUUCUCCGGUUAUGCGCGCGCGAAAGUAGCGGAGUGAAAUCUCACGAGCUCGCACUGAUCUAAACCAACAGAAACUCUCCCUAAUCGAAAAACAUCUGCAAAAACCAUGGCGGACACAAAGGAGGCACAAGAUGAGCAUGAACCAUCCACGGAGAACGUUGAAGAAUCCAACCAUGACCCUCAUUUUGAGCCAAUCGUCUCACUACCCGAGCAGGAUGUUAAGACCUUAGAAGAAGACGAGGAGGAGCUUUUCAAGAUGAGGGCAAAGCUGUAUCGUUUUGCCAGUGAGAACGACCCUCCUGAGUGGAAGGAGCGCGGGACGGGUGAUGUCAAACUCCUGCGACACAAAGAGAAGGGCUCCAUCCGCCUUCUUAUGAGGAGAGAUCGUACCCUCAAAAUCUGUGCCAAUCACCACAUUAUGCCCCUGAUGGAGCUGAAGCCCAAUGCAGGCAGUGACAGGGCCUGGGUGUGGAAUACACAUGCUGACUUUGCAGAUGAAAAACCCAAACCAGAGAUGCUGGCUAUUCGAUUCCUUAAUGCAGAGAAUGCACAGAAGUUCAAGAUGAAGUUUGAUGAGUGCAAAGAAGAGGUCAGGAAGUCUCUAGAAGGUAGCAUGAACAGCGCUAACAAAGUGGCAGAGAAGCUGGAGGAGCUGUCUGUGAACGAUGACAAAACAAAGAGUUCAGAGGACAAGAAAGAAGAGGCGAAGAAAGAGGAGAAGGCUGUUGAGGAAAAGAAAUGAGCCCAGGAACGUCGCUUCAUACGGAUCCUCCACUUGCCAUUUUCCCCUUUUCUACAACAGACUCUGAAAAUGAAAAAUUGGACACUUUUUUUUUUUUUUUUUUCUUUUUUGGCCUCUUGACUUCACAAGACCUUGCUGCCACUCUUAAAUGCGUCCAUUUCUCAAACUUCAAGAUGUUGUGAGCUUUUUGUCCCAUUCACGAACUCCCGUAUCGCCCUUCAUUUUCUCAUACAUUGUGGACCAGUCGUCAGUCAUCAUGUAUUUGUGUAUUUACAAGACAUGCAAUGAUACAAGGCUUGUGCUAUUGAUUGAUUCCCACAUUGGGUAACCUCUUUUGUUGUUUUUUCUUUUGUACUUUAAAGAGUUAUAUUGCGAGUGUCUAGAUGAGCACUGUCUGAUAUGAAAGCGGGCUGUAUGAGUUGAUAGGGAGUAUGAGUAUCUGAGAUCUUUGACUUUUCCUUACAAUAAAGUCACACGAGGAACGUU
Messenger RNA from Danio aesculapii, 1241 nucleotides. RefSeq names its product RAN binding protein 1 (gene ranbp1). Bases 120 to 755 code for a protein of 211 amino acids. Gene Ontology annotation, biological process: nucleocytoplasmic transport; positive regulation of mitotic centrosome separation. NCBI's taxonomy places the organism in Eukaryota, Metazoa, Chordata, Actinopteri, Cypriniformes, Danionidae. Gene Ontology annotation, cellular component: nuclear pore; cytoplasm; centrosome. Gene Ontology annotation, molecular function: GTPase activator activity. The record is from RefSeq and is a predicted model, not a curated record. The transcript is spliced from 6 exons.